AAUCUUCACACAUUUAAUUUCCUAUAAUCCGAAGGCAAUCUAAAGAAAUCUUAGCCCGCUUUUGUACGUAUGAUCUCUUAUUUCUUUCACAAAUCCAAAGCAACUAAACUAGCUCAAUUCAACCUCAGGAUUAGAGGAAACCAUGAGAAGGAGAAGAUGGCUGCAAUUUGAGGCAGACCAAUGUAACAAAAGAAGCCUUAAGAGCAAGAAAGGCAAGGCUUGGGGCUUCUUCAAGAAAUGGUCGACCUCGAAGAAUGAAAUGGAUGAACAUGAGGACACUCAAUUGUCUGAGCCCGGCUUGAAUGAUUUUAGGCCAAUGCCGAGAAUUCUUUUCGUCGGAGGAGCAGAACAGGAUCAACUAAGUGAAACAGAUGAUGAUGAAAGAACACCAACUGGGUCAACAGAGCUUGCUCGGACAACCGAGCUUGAAGAGAGAACUAGAGUUCUCGAAAUGGCAAUGGGUAAAAUCCUUGCCCGCCUGAUUUCUGAUGACCUCCUGAUUCCUUUCCUGAAUAGGGAUGCACAGCCAGCUGCAGUAGUUGCAACCCGUAACUCCCCGGCCCUUAGUAAUGUGGUGGUCCCGACCAAACCAAGGGGAAGUGGGAGGUUAAACCCAGAACCCAGCUCAUCCAGACAUAAUGAAGAACUGCUAAAGAAAAAUGCUGACCUCGAAAGACAGCUCAAAGACGUACAGAAAUCCAUUGACGAGCUGAGAAGCCCUAGGUCGCACCAACAGACCCUUGACUUGGAUAGUGCCUCACUAAACUUAUCCAUCACAGUAGAACCGUAUCAAGAGGGAUUCAAAAUCCUCCAUCUAGAGACGUAUGAUGGCUCGGGUGACCUAGAUGAGCACCUGCAUACCUAUCAGGCCAUCAUGAGAAUCCAAAAUGCCAAUGACGCCAUGAUGUGCAAAGUUCAUCAGAAAGAGGGAGAAUUUCUGAGGGACUACAUGCAACGAUUCAAAAAAGCUACUUUGGACAUUGACAACGUCCCCGAUACCAUCUGCUUAUCUGCCUUGCUGCAUGGUUUGAAGCCUGGCCAGUUUCUAGACGACCAGCUGGAGAAUCCACCUAAGUUGUGGAAUGAAGGUAAAGAGCCCAAGCAGCCUGAAGGCAGAGACGAUAAGAAAAAACAGAAGGUUGGCGAACAGAGGGAAAAAUUGCCAUCCUAUCCAAAAUAUGACAGCUACAUUCCCCUGAGCUCGUCAAGAUCCCAGAUAUUGGCGCAGAUACAGCAUUGGGUCAAGAGACCCCAUCCCGAAACGCACGAUUCUUCACGAGCUGACAAAAGCAAAUAUUGUGACUACCACCGUGGAUACGGCCAUAAUAGAGAAGACUGUCAGAGCUUGAAGGAUGAGCUUGAAUUCUUAGCUUGCAAUGGAAAAUUGGAGGGGUAUGUACAGAAGCCUUACGCGGGUCAAUACUCAUCUGAGCCAAACAAAGCAUACAGGGGACGCCCAUUCAAUAGGCGCGGGCAAGCACAGAAAGGAUCCGUGCAAAAUCAAAAGGACUACAGAGGGGUUGGAUACAGUGGGAUACCCCCACCAUCUGGCACAAUCAACAUGAUCUUUGGUGGUAUGCACUCAGGGGGCCAAAGCGCCCGAGGCCGCAAGGCGUAUGCUUGCCAGGUGAUGACUGUUAAUAAGAGCCGGCCUCUUAAGCGCCCAUUUGAAGAAGCGGAGUGGGAGAAUGCGCCCAUUACAUUCAGCCCGGCAAAUUAUAAGCGGGCAGAUGGAGAGCUCGACGUUAUGAUGCCUCAUGCAGAUCCUUUUGUGUCAACGGUCCAUAUAGGCAAUCAUAACAUCAACAAGGUCUUCAUUGAUACUGGUAGCUCACCAUAUAUCCUUUAUUGGAGCUGCUUUCAGAAGAUGCAGUUGAAUCCGAGCUCGCUACAGAAGUAUGAGGGGCCCAUCUACGGGUUCAAUAAUCAACCCGUCCCGGUUGAAGGAGUCAUUACUCUACCCAUCUAUGUGGGUUCGGAACCACGCUUCCGGAUGGCUUCUGUCCCCUUUCUGGUCGUCAAGAUGGAAUCAGCCUUCAAUGCUAUAUUGGGAAGAGCCACUCUCUGCGAGCUGAAGGCCAUCAUCUCACAAUCUCAUCUUUGUAUGAAAUUCCCAACUCCUCAGGGGGUAGGAGUGCUUAAGGGGAACCAGAAGAUGGUCAGAGCCUGCUACCAAGACACUUUCAAGAAGGUUGGGCUCGCUGUAGCCCCGACAGGCUUAGCUGGUGGAACCGGUGGAAUGGAAACGGUCCCGUUAAACCCUAAUGUGCCAGAAAGAACAGUUAAGAUUGGCACCAAGCUCACAGAAGAAGAGCGAGUAGAGCUUCUAGAGUUUUUGAGGGUUAAUCAGGAUGUAUUUGCGUGGACUACGGAUGAAAUGCCUGGCAUCCCUGCAGAGUUGACUGUCCAUAAGCUCAGCACAGACCCCACCAAAAGGAGAGUGGAAUACUCUGAGUGGGUGUCCAACCCUGUGCUCGUCAAAAAACCAAAUGGCAAGUGGAGGAUGUGUAUUGACUUCACCAACUUAAAUGAGGCGUGUCCAAAAGACCCUCAUCCCUUGCCAAAUGUGGAGAAGCUAGUAGAGCGGGCAGCUGGACAUGAGCAGAUGAGUUUCCUUGAUGCUAGCUCAGGUUACCACCAGGUUCAGUUGCUGCUAGACGACCAGGAGAAAAUAGCUUUUUAUGCUGGUUACGCAAUCUACUGUUAUGUCAUGAUGCCGUUUGGUCUGAAAAAUGCUGGUGCUACAUAUCAGAAGCUGGUGCAAAUCAUCUUUAAGCUCCAGAUCUGCAAGAACAUAAAAGUAUAUGUGGAUGACAUGAUAGUCACCAAAUUAGGAAAAUUCCUAGGGUACGUGGUAUCCAAGAAAGGAAUUGAGGUGAAUCCAGAGAAGGUUCAGGCCGUACAGCAGAUGGAGCCUCCUAAAACCGUGAAAGAUGUGCAGCGUCUGACAGGUUGUGUGGCUGCGUUACACAGGUUCAUAGCCAGAUCAGCAGAAAAGUGCUUCCCAUUUUUUAAAGCCUUGCGAGAGCCCAAGAAUUUCCAAUGGACCGAUGAGUGUCAACAGGCGUUCGACGAGCUUAAGCAAUAUCUGGCGUCAGCACCCCUGCUUUCCAAACCUGUGGAAGGGGAGAGUUUGUACCUAUAUCUGGGGGUUACAGAGGAGGCGGUGAGCUCGGUUUUGCUUAGGGAAGAGAAUAAGAAUCAGAAGCCUAUCUGCUAUAUUGUUGUCUAUACCGAUCUACCGUUGAGGAAUAUACUACAGAAACCGGAACUCUCUGGUCGCCUUAUCAGGUGGAGCGUCGAGCUAAGUGAGUACAACCUCAAAUUUCAGUCGCACACAACCAUAAAAGGCCAGGCUAUGGCGGACUUCUUGGUGGAGUGCAUCUCGGCGACUGUGGAAGAAAAGGCACCCGAGCACCCAAUCUGGGUCCUGUAUGUUGAUCGAGCUGCUAACAUUGAGGGAUCAGGUGCUUGGGCUGUGUUAGUGGGCCCAGAUGGCUUUAAAUCCGAGUAUGCACUGAGCGACUCUCAGCUCGUGGUGGGACAAGUGAAUAGCAGUUGUGAAAUAAGGGAUCCUCAACUUGGUCGUUAUGCUUCUGUGGUUAACAGAUUGAAGUCAAGAUUUGCUUCCUUCCAGAUCGACAAGAUACCCAAAGCAGAUAACCAACGAACUGACGAGCUGUCAAAAUUAGCCUCCUCGCAAGAUAUCAACCCUCAGAGCGAGCUGCCUGAAGAUCCAUCCGUUGCAAAGUUGAUUAAACGCAGGGCGACACAUUUCACUUUGUUAGAUAGUCAGCUCUACAAACGAGCAGCCUCAAUGCCCUUAUUACGCUGCCUUACUCCUUAUGAAGUCGAAUAUGCUAUGAGGGAAGUUCAUGAAGGAAACUAUGUCAAAAAGUGCCCGACCUGCCAAUUCAAUGCUGAUGAUAUUCACAUGGCAGGAGAAAUGCUCGCAUCACUCUCGUCUCCAUGGCCUUUUGCUCAAUGGGGAGUCGACCUGCUUGGCCCUUUUGUGAAAGGCAAAGGAGGUUGCACUUACCUCGUUGUCGCAGUGGAUUACUUCACCAAAUGGAUAGAAGCUAAACCAUUGUCCACGACAACAGAGAAGAAAAUAGAGGAAUUCCUGUUCAAUUCAAUAGUAUGUAGGUUCGGCAUACCGAAGCGGAUCAUCGCUGACAAUGGUCCACAGUUCCGAGCCACGGCACUGAGGUCGUUCUGCAACGACUAUGGCAUUGAGCUCGCCUUGACAUCUGUGUAUACUUCACAGUCUAAUGGACAAGCCGAGUCCGCUAAUAAAAUCGUCUUGCGAGGCCUCAAGAUGCGUGUUUUAGCUGUGCAUUCUAAUUGGAUUGACAAGCUCAAUAAAGUGCUUUGGUCAUGCUGCACUACGUCCAGCUCGGCGACAGGCGAAACCCCAUUCAGCCUUGCCUAUGGAGCUGAGGCCGUCAUCCCUGUAGAGGUUGGAUUGCCAUCUGAUAGAGCAAAUCGGCACAACGACCAUCACAAUAAGCAACUUUUAAGAGAGAACCUAGACCUCGUGGAAGAGGUCGGCGAUCUGGUUUUACGCAAAGUAGGACUAACCAAUGCUUAUUCGCACAUGGGCAAGCUCGCUCCUAAUUGGGAAGGUCCUUAUAUGGUUAUUUGUAUUAAGCGACCUGGGUGUUAUCAGUUAACAGAUUUACAAGGUCGCCCAUUACCAUUCAUUUGAAACAUACAUAACCUUAGAAACUUUUACAGUUAACAUCUCGAUGUUGUUACCUUAAUUCAAGUUAUUGUCAAACAAAUGUAAAGGACACUGUAUAGAACAGUACACAGCAAUAUACACAAGAAUUUCAA
Messenger RNA from Rubroshorea leprosula, 4836 nucleotides. The record is from the annotation of a GenBank genome assembly. NCBI's taxonomy places the organism in Eukaryota, Viridiplantae, Streptophyta, Magnoliopsida, Malvales, Dipterocarpaceae.